UCUACCCUCCACCUCCAGUUAUGGGUAGCCCAUUGCUGCACUUGAGGCUGUCAUUCGAUGAAGGAGACUUGUUAUUGUCCACAACCGAGAGAUGUUCCUGCCACCGAUUCCCAGAGCUUGGACUCUUCAGAGCGUGAGGGCGAGGCGGAGUCCGAGCAGAGCUCCCUGUUUUCGGGGCUGCUGCUGCUGCUGCUGCCGCUGGGAGGAGACGGAACAGUCAAUGGGACCGCAGCCCCUCAAGCGCGCACCUCCUCUGUGCGGAGACGCGCACUCUCAUUUGAGAAUGGGGGCUCACCAGACGUGCACAUAGGCUCCUCUUUGCUCUCUCCAAUCGUAGCGAGCUGGCGACGCACCUCCCAUCUACCACCACCCGCUCCACGCAUCUUCCACCCGCCGAGCUCGUGCAUGAGCGCGGUGCCGUGCUUUAAGUGCCAGUCUGUACCGUGCCAGGGUCCAGUAGAAGGUGGACUCAAAGGAUAUGGCUAAUAUUCAUUAAUGGCUGUGUAUGUGUUUCGUUCACAGGGUCAUGGAUCAGUGCUUGUCCUAGGCAGGGCUAGUUCCGUCUCUGUAAGGCAGUAGUAAUGUUCAAAGUCACCUGUUCGUCGUGUUAGAUUGAACUUGUCAGUGUAAAGUAUACCAAGAUAAUAAAGGGGGGUCAACACAGUUUGAUCAAAGCGUGCGAAAUCAAAGUGAACGAUUAAGCGGAUCACUUCGUUUCAGGACCAUGGUCAGCGUUUGUUAACUCAGACGCUAAGAAUGAUCGCUAUGGAUUUAAAAAAAAAACCAUAAUCGUGACUUACUUUAACACAUCCAACUGAAAUGUCCUGUAUUUUAAUAUAUUUUUUAUAUUUCAUUUAACAGUUAUCAUCUGGGCAUAUAUUUUGGAUGCAAACUAUCUUAAAAGAAAAACAUUUUAUGUGUGUGCUUUAUAACUAGUUAUUUAAUUUUAUGAGGAUCAACAAAUAGUCUAGCCUAAAGGGCAGCCCGGGUAUCUGUAAUAUUUUUCAUGAAUGUGAUAAUUUCAUUGGAUUUAAGAUUAAAUGCUUAAAAGUUAGGCUGCAUUAUGGUUGGAUGGCUGGGAAAAUGUAAAAAGAAAUCAAAGCGCUUUGAGUCAGUACUGUUAAUGGCGUUAAAUUUACUAUUCAUGACUAAAGGAAGGGUGACCUCCGUGAAAUGACUUAAUUGAUAGGCUACGGUUUACCUGAACGUAAAUGGACUCAAAUCAAUUAUAUUUUUAAAUCCCAACCGAAAAGGGCUUUUAUUUUGACACAUUUGUAAAUGACGUUCACGUGACGUAUAAAAAUCAAGUCAGAUGUCUGUUUUUCCCAUGUUUUUUCCUGUAGUGCUACCACCACCACCACCUGCAGGAUCUUUGUAGGUAGCAGCUGCUGCUGAUCGGGGAGAAUCAUAUCAGUAUUGCCAUGUUGCCAGUGAUCGCGGUCCAUGGAGGGGCCGGGCACAUUCCUAAAGAGCGGGCUGAGGUGUCCUGUGCAGGUGUGAGGGAGGCAGCCAGGGGGGGCUAUAGCGUCCUCAGGGCCGGUGGCAGUGCCAUGGACGCUGUGGUGGAGGCAGUGACCAUGCUGGAGAACAACCCUUCUUACAACGCAGGCCGGGGGUCUGUGCUGAACGUGAAGGGUGAAGUGGAGAUGGACGCCAUCGUCAUGGACGGACGCACGCUGGCAAGCGGAGCUGUGUCGGCCGUCAGGCGGGUGGCUAACCCCGUGCAGCUUGCCAGGAUGGUCAUGGACAAGACCAACCACCUGUGUCUGACAGCUGAAGGGGCAUCGCAGUUUGCCAGGGCUAUGGGCAUCCCCGAGGUGCCAGAGGAGUCUCUCAUCACAGACUAUGCCAGGAUGCGCUGGAAGAAGAACCUGGCACCAGAUGCCAACCCGGUGGAGUGUCAAAUGGGUAAGAUGGGUACAGUGGGUGCGGUUGCCGUGGACGCUGAAGGCAACAUCGCCUGUGCCACCUCCACGGGGGGCAUGAUCAAUAAGAUGGAGGGUCGUGUCGGAGACACACCAUGCAUAGGAUGUGGAGGCUACGCCGAUAACAAGGUGGGAGCGGUCUCUCCGACAGGCCACGGGGAAGCCAUCAUGAAAGUCGUUCUCUCCAGGCUUAUCCUCUUCCACAUGGAGCAAGGGAAGUCAGCAGAGGAGGCGUCGGACCUGGGCCUGGCCUACAUGAAGGAGCGGGUGCAGGGUUUGGGCGGGGUGGUGACCGUUGACCCCAAGGGCAACUGGGCCGCACGCUUCAGCAGCCUACAAAUGGCAUGGGCGGCAGUGCAGAACGAACAGCUCCACUACGGCCUCUACAUCGGAGAACACUUCACCGAAUCAGCGUGCGAGCCAUCUUGAAACACUUAUUCUGUUGUCGCUACAGUAUGUUGGUUCGAAAAAUGAUGCACUGACAGUGUCUAAAAUUAAAUGCAAUCGGUGAUCUGCCUA
Molecule: messenger RNA, 2444 nt
Organism: Alosa sapidissima (American shad)
Lineage: Eukaryota; Metazoa; Chordata; Actinopteri; Clupeiformes; Clupeidae
Gene: asrgl1
Product: asparaginase and isoaspartyl peptidase 1
Exons: 7
Coding region: 1422-2354 (310 amino acids)
Molecular function (GO): asparaginase activity
Source: RefSeq, a predicted model, not a curated record